CAGACUAGAAAGAGUCGGUUACACGAUACCCUUUGUUUCCUUCAUCUCUAAUUCUAACUCCCAGCCUGACCUGGACGCUUCAAUCCUCUAGAAUGAAAAAAGGGGCUUUUUGAGGGGUUGUGACCGUCUGAUGAUUCUCCUCCAAUAAAUGGGUCGACACUCGCUUCGUAGUAAAGCAGUCCACUUUGUUUCUGAUCUCACCACUGGCCUUCUCAAUCCUAUUUCUGACAAAUCUUCAAAGCCUCCUGAUGGUGUGAUUGAGCCAAAAAGAAGUCAACAGGAGAUGAUUGCAGAAGAGGGUUCUGAGGAUUUGGUUGAUGGACCUGAUACAUCUUCUUUUACAGCGUUCCUUUAUUCCCUAUUGUCUUCAGAGGCUGGUUCAAACUCUGAAGGGCAUAGUGAGCAUGAAAGGGAAGUGGGUGAAGUACCAUCUAACACUGCAAUGAGAGAAAGUGGUGCAAAGAAAAGCUUAUUUUCAAAGGGGAAACAAACCCUGGGGAAAGUUAUGUACCAAGCUGUGAGAAUUGGUGGAUUUAGAAAUCAAGGAUCAGAUCGCAGGGGUAAAUGUGAUACAAUAACUGAUGAUGGAAAUGGCUCUAAACUUGAUGGAGUUGAAUUGGGGCCUAUGCAGACUACAAAUGAGCAUAUGCUUUGUAUGGACCUACCAGAAAUUUCAGAGCCUUCAUUUCUUCUUUCGGAGAGAACAAGAGGUGCUCUUUAUGUUUCACUUCCAGCACUUAUUCAGGACAGAAAAUGGGUAUUGCUGUACAGUACAUGGAGACAUGGGAUAUCACUUUCAACCCUUUACAGAAGAAGCAUGCUUUGGCCUGGCCUCAGUUUGCUGGUUGUUGGGGACUCUAAAGGUGCAGUAUUUGGCGGCUUAGUUGAGGCACCUCUAAGAGCAAACAACAAGAAAAAAUAUCAGGGCACAAAGGAUACAUUUGUUUUCACAAAUAUACCUGGUCAUCCUGUCAUAUUUCGCCCUACUGGGGUAAACCGCUACUUCACUUUGUGCUCCACUGAAUUCCUAGCACUGGGCGGGGGUGGCCACUUUGCCCUUUAUUUGGAUGGUGAUCUAUUGAACGGAUCAAGUUCGGUGUCAGAAACAUAUGGCAACCCUUGUCUUGCCGACUCUGAAGACUUUGAAGUCAAGGAGGUUGAGUUGUGGGGCUUCGUAUAUGGUUCAAAGUACGAGGAAGUAGUUGCCUUAAGCCGAACUGAAGCACCUGGAAUUUGCAGAUGGUGAAAUCUUCAAGAGCGAAGAAAAUCUCAAUUCAGAGUGCUGAUUGGACGCCUGUGUGAAUCUGCAGGUUGGGUUUCCCUUCAAAUGCUGGAUACUGACCCAGCUAAUAACUCAAAAGUUAAAAAUUGUUGUAUAUAUCAAAAAUAUUGCCUCAAUAUAUUUUGUUACCCUAAUGCCUCAUGCAUCCUAAUGUGUAUAUAGUAAGAGAACUAAUAUACGCUACCCCACUUGCCAGUUUUGUUUUGGGUAUAAAUUGAAUUGGGAAGAAACAAACUUAACAAGAUGUUAUGGCAGAACUUUUAGGAGAA
Molecule: messenger RNA, 1551 nt
Organism: Vitis riparia (riverbank grape)
Lineage: Eukaryota; Viridiplantae; Streptophyta; Magnoliopsida; Vitales; Vitaceae
Product: oxidation resistance protein 1
Exons: 9
Coding region: 149-1246 (365 amino acids)
Source: RefSeq, a predicted model, not a curated record